This is a messenger RNA of Syngnathus acus (greater pipefish), 3188 nucleotides long. Its product is annotated as frizzled-7-A-like. NCBI's taxonomy places the organism in Eukaryota, Metazoa, Chordata, Actinopteri, Syngnathiformes, Syngnathidae. The record is from RefSeq and is a predicted model, not a curated record. Gene Ontology annotation, molecular function: Wnt-protein binding; Wnt receptor activity. Gene Ontology annotation, biological process: canonical Wnt signaling pathway; non-canonical Wnt signaling pathway. The transcript has a single exon. Bases 213 to 1865 code for a protein of 550 amino acids. Gene Ontology annotation, cellular component: plasma membrane.
ACAGACCACCAAGCUUGAGAUUCAUGGAGGAUGGGGGGAAAAACAUUAUAGAGCUUCACAUUGAGCAACAAAGACAACUUUGCAUCUGAAAGCUGUGUGAGAUGCACAGCGUGCACAAGUGCAGCGUGACGGAAAGACUUAUCCAGGAAACCCAGCAGUGACGAGCCGGUUAGCGCAACUACUUUUCCUUCCAUUGGGUGGAUUGAACCAUCAUGGCGACACAGGGGGCCUGGCCUUGGUUCCUGACUUGCGCUUUGCCCUUGCUCAUCUCCACGGGUUCAGCUCAAGAACCAAAAGGCUUCUCUAUCCCAGAACACGGAUUUUGCCAGUCCAUCUCGAUCCCUCUGUGCACCGACAUCGCCUACAACCAGACCAUCAUGCCUAACCUACUGGGUCACGCCAACCAAGAAGACGCCGGGCUGGAGGUUCACCAGUUCUACCCGCUGGUCAAAGUCCAGUGCUCGCCGGACCUCAAAUUCUUCCUUUGCUCCAUGUACGCACCGGUUUGCACGGUUCUGGACCAGGCGAUCCCCCCUUGUAGGACUUUAUGCGAACGGGCCCGGCAGGGCUGCGAGGCGCUGAUGAAUAAAUUUGGCUUUCAGUGGCCUGAGAGGCUACGCUGUGAGAACUUCCCUGUCCACGGUGCUGGCGAGAUCUGCGUGGGUCAAAACACAUCUGAGAGUAAUGCUCCCCCGCCAGCUCCGACACCGGACCUCCUCGAGCGCUUGAACUUUCCGUCUGACCCUUCGAGCAACCCGGUCUUCUCCUGCCCGCCGCAGCUCAAGGUGCCAGCCUACCUCAGCUACCGCUUCCUUGGCGCCAAGGACUGCGGUGCCCCCUGUGAGGUCUCCACACCAAACGGGCUGAUGUACUUUCGAGAGGAGGAGCUAAAGGUCGGACGGCUCUGGGUCGCUGUCUGGGCUGUCCUGUGUUGCAUCAGCACACUCUUCACCGUCCUCACCUAUGCGGUCGAUAGCCAGCGCUUUCGGUACCCGGAGAGACCGGUGGUCUUUCUCUCCGGUUGCUACUUCAUGGUGGCGUUGGUGUAUGUCGCCGGUUUUCUCCUUGAGGACAAAGUUGUCUGCGUGGACAAGUUCAAGGCGGACGGUUACAGGAUGGUGAUUCAAGGCACCAAGAAAGAGGGCUGCACCAUCCUCUUCAUGGUGGCCUACUUCUUCAGCAUGGCAAGCUCCAUCUGGUGGGUCAUCCUGUCGCUCACCUGGUUCCUGUCGGCAGGGCUGAAGUGGGGGCACGAGGCUGUCGAGGCAAAUUCCCGCUACUUCCACCUGCUGGCGUGGACAGUGCCGGCGUUGAAAACCGUCACCAUCCUCGCCAUGGGACAGGUGGAGGGCGACCUCCUGACCGGUGUGUGCUAUGUGGGCGUGUACGACGUGGACGCCCUGCGGGGCUUUGUGCUGGCUCCGCUCUUUGUCUACCUCCUCGUCGGUACUUCCUUUCUGCUGGCCGGCUUUGUGUCGCUCUUUCGCAUCCGCACCAUCAUGAAACUCGGCGGUGCUGAUACGGACAAGCUGGAGAAGCUGAUGGUGCGGAUCGGCGUGUUCGGCGUGCUCUACACGUUACCUGCCGCCGCUGUGGUGGCCUGCCACUUCUACGAGCAGGCCCUGCGUCCGCGGUGGGAGCGCACCUGGCGCAUGCAGACCUGCAAACGCUUCGCUGUGCCGUGCCCGUCGGGAAACUUUGCUCCGCUGUCCCCGGACUUCACCAUGUUCAUGAUCAAGUACCUGAUGACCAUGAUCGUUGGGAUAAUGUCCAGCUUCUGGAUCUGGUCCAGAAAGACCGUGCAGUCCUGGCGCCACUUUUAUAGGAGACUGAGUGGAUCUGAGCUGGGCGAUGCCACGCUUUAGCCACGUUUCCGUUAUUACAUUGAGAUCUACGAUCGCCACUGCUAUUGCUCACCGUGGAAACAAAUAACACUUGCUCUCAUUACACUGUAUACUACAAGGGUCUUUAUCCUUUUUGACAAUUCUUGGCUACUGAAAGGGCUACUAGUGUGAUACACACUUAAAUUAAUUUGAUAAUAUGAUUAUUAUGUUAUUAUGAGAUAAUCAUGUGAAGACACUGGUCAGCAUUUUUCAUUGUUGGGAACCAUACAAUUCAAUAUGCAACACGUUAGUUCUAUAAAUCUAAGCCAAUUUUCAAAAAGCACUUCGACAACAUUCCUAGAAAAUCACAAUGUCCAUCACUAGAGCAGGGCCACGGACACCUUGUAUAAAACCACCAGAUUUUAUUUUUACGCUGAGCUUCAGCAAAAUCAUCAUGGCGGUUCUGGAAAUUUUUCAAUCAUAAUUUGAUGUUUGCUCUUGUAUGAUAUUGUGAGAUUUGUUUUAAAAAUAAGUGAGUUGAUUUCUUUUUUAUGAAUAUUUAUAAAUCUUACACAACUUGUGAGGUAACCUGAAGAUUGCAAUUUUUGCAGUUGUUUUGUCCAGCUUCUCCAUCACCCAGCUUCACGGUGGCGCAAAAGAGUGACACGUGUAAAUGCCCUGCGUACCCCUUCCCUCGUACAAAGUCACCUUGGAUAAACUCCAACGCACAGAGCGACAAGUGUGAGCCUUCCAACUUCAGAGACCCGGGCCUCGGGCACCGCAUCCUAUGCAAUGUUGGCUGGUGAUGGCUACAAAGUGUUGCCGUUUGGCUGCUGAUGAGAGCCAAUGAGGUGAACAAUGUGAGGUGGAUACUUCCUUUCUUGUUUCUAAACUCCAUUGUCCCGAGUAGGAAAAGAGCAAUUAAAGCGACUCUUUUAUGUUGAGGUGUUGCACUGCGGUAGUCGCUUUGAGCAAUCACGUUUGACCUGCGACCUCUCUAUUCAUACAUAAUGUGAUUACAGGUGGAUAGAAAGAUAGAGUACAGAACUGCAGUAUGGAAACAAUGAAGCCAAUUCCUUUUUCUUUUUUCUGUUCAUUCAAAACAUUUGUGUUUGAUAUCAAAAGAUUAGCAUAAGCGAUCUACGCUUUCGCUUUACGUCAGAUUUGGAGAGAAUAAAAUGAUUUGUAGCAAAACAUUACAAUGUAAGGUGAGCAAAAAAUAGUGUAACAGUCAUGCUUCUGGCAAACUCCUUAUUGUUGUUUUAGAGCAGUGUUCUGGUUCAUUAUUAUUGCAUGUUCUUUUAAAUGGCCAGACGUCUGAGUGCAGCAGCAAAGUAAAUGACACAUCACAAGCUAUUUAAAAUG